AUGGAUUUGGACAUGUAUAUACAAAAGAAGUGGACGGCGCUUUUCAAGUUCGCAAACUUCAGUCAAACCGGCAAGUUCACGUUUGCUGAAGCCAUGGAGUAUCCUGUCCAGCUUCUACGUGCUGGAAAAGUGGAACACGCCUUUGUUUUAGCGCGAGCUUACAAAAAGCAUUGGGACUCCAUCCUCGAGGCCCUGGGCAAACCUAAAGACGAGGCGUCAGUGGGUCAGGAUGACUGGGUUAAGGCUCAAACUAUUGUCAGCAAACAGGAUUGGUACCUCAGAGAACUAAUACCAACUGCCACAAUGGCUUUUAUUGAUAUUAUGGACAUAGACAAAGACGGCACAGUUAGUUUCGAGGAGUGGCGGAAUUACUACACGAUGCAAGGAGUGAAAAGUGAGGAAUUCAUCCGCUCUACCUUCGCCAAGAUGGAUUCCAACAAUGACGGCGUGAUUUCGCGAAAGGAAUUCGAGCAUGCCCUGAAGGUGUACAAUUCAAGACAUGAACCAGGGAAUGAUUAUUCGUUCUUGUACACUCUUGACUAG
Molecule: messenger RNA, 543 nt
Organism: Liolophura sinensis
Lineage: Eukaryota; Metazoa; Mollusca; Polyplacophora; Chitonida; Chitonidae
Product: sarcoplasmic calcium-binding protein-like
Exons: 1
Coding region: 1-543 (180 amino acids)
Molecular function (GO): calcium ion binding
Source: RefSeq, a predicted model, not a curated record